This is a messenger RNA of Gordionus sp. m RMFG-2023, 759 nucleotides long. RefSeq names its product glutathione peroxidase-like. Gene Ontology annotation, molecular function: glutathione peroxidase activity. The transcript is spliced from 5 exons. Gene Ontology annotation, biological process: response to oxidative stress. The record is from RefSeq and is a predicted model, not a curated record. Lineage: Eukaryota; Metazoa; Nematomorpha; Gordioida; Chordodea; Parachordodidae.
CAUAGGCUAAAUGACAUUCGCAAAAUUAUCAUAAAGUGCUAAGUCAUUUUGUCAUUCAGAUAUCAUUUAAAUUUAUCAAUUCAUAAUUCAAAUUUUUCAAUUCAUAAUUUAAAUGACUUCAGCUUGUAAAACACCAGAUAGUAUUUAUGAUUUUAAGGCCAGAACUAUUGAUGGAAAAGAGAUUUCACUAGAUAUCUACAAGGGUAAAGUUGUUCUGAUAGUCAAUGUGGCUUGUGAAUGAGGUUCAACUGAAAAAAAUUAUAAACAAUUAGAAGCUUUAUAUGAAAAGUAUGAGUCGAAUGGUUUAAGGAUACUAGCGUUUCCAUGCAAUCAAUUUGGAAAUCAAGAACCUGGUAGUGAAGCUGAUAUUAAAAAAUUUGUUUCAAAAUAUCCUGUCAAAUUUGAUAUGUUCUCAAAAAUAGAUGUAAAUGGUGACAAUUGUAUACCAUUAUUUAAAUUUUUGAAAAAAAAUGAGGAUAUUUCAUGGAAUUUUGCUAAAUUUUUAAUUAAUCGUCAAGGUAAGAUUGUAAAAAGAUAUGGAACUAAAGAAGAACCAUUUACAUUUGAAAAUGACAUAGUUCAUUUAUUAGAUGAGAAACAAUAAUUCUAAUUUCAAAUAUCAUCAUUAAUAUAAAAGAAAACUCAUGAAAGAAUAUUUUUUUAAAUUUAAUAAAAUAUUCUGGAUUUCAAUUUUCAAUUCAUUUGAAAUGUAUAUAUUCUUUAUAUUAUUAAUGCUGUAUAUGAUCAUCAUUAUAUUGU